CCGGCAAGACGAUUAUGCCCACGCGCUAGCUAUGCCGUUCACCGAUUUCCAACGGAUUCGGUGGAUGUGCCUUGCGUUGUGUACACGAAUACGACGCACGGCUGUCGCGCCGCAGAUCUCGAUUGCACCAGGACUUCUGAACCGUACAAGGGCCUCCGCGCGUGACAAAACUGAACCCAUGGGCGCUGUCGCCCACGCGUAUUGGCUCACUUUAGCUCCAGUGAGGGGACUCGUGGCGGGACGACUGUGAAGAUCGGGGCACGGGGUAUUUAUGGCUAUGGCUGCGCGCGAUCCUAGUCCGACGCUCGAGGGCGUAUAUCUGCGAAACGGGGAAGAGGCAACUCUUGUCCUUCAUGCGACACAGGUUGCCGGCUUGCACAUGGUUAGGCAUCGGCUGGACCAGCGUGGUCGAGAUGGUAUCAAGCCCGGCAACGUCUACGUUUGGGAAGAACAAAAUCAGCGGGGUCUGAGCGAGACAUGCCUGGAACGCUGGACGGACGGCAUGCGUUGGGGCCCCUCUCGUGGUGGCGCUGAUGGCUUCCUCAAGUACAACCAAAAGUUCGAAGAGGGGGAAAGCGGGCCGCCUCUCAUCAAGCGCACAUACUCCGCCCUCAUGCGUGUAGGCGGCGUGGAAGCACCGCGCAAGUGCUAUAUUGUCGCGUACUCCUCGACCUGCGCCCAAAUCGACGCCCGGUUAUUGGGCGUCGAAGCUCUCGCCUGUCUCCCACGACAGGUACCGCCCGGAUGGUAUCAACCGUGGCGGGCUCCCCGACGGCGCGGGAAGAAAACCCCGCAGCCGAAGGCCAAAGACAUCAGUCUGUCUGCGUCCCCUGUCGCGCCACUAGCCUCGACGAGCGGGCCGCGCGACGUCCAUCUCAGCCUGCGUUCUGCGGCAUACCCUCGUCAUGCAUACGCAACCGCCCACUAUGCUCAAGCGCCGGAACGACGACCCUAUCGAGCGACCUCAGCAUCUAGCUCAUCCGAGGCGUCGGCGGCGUCUGUCGCUCCCCCUCCUGAUACGUCAGCCUUGCCCAUGUACACCAACGUAGCGCCGCCCGUCGCGGCACCACAGCCCGUACACCCUGGUCCUCGAGCCUUCCCACUAAUCGGCGACCAAGAUAGGGCGCUGUUACCGAGAAGUGGCGACGCGGCGCUGGCGGACGAGGGCGAGGGGAUGUCCACGGCGUGCACGGGCGGCGCGACGAGCCAGAGCCUCGAGCACUUCACAGACUCCUCGCGCAGCUCUUGUUAUGGACAACAUCCCACCUGGGGUACCCCAUACCAGAACGCGGCAGGCUGGCCACAGCACGCGUACGAUCUGGAGCCCUACGGUGCGCAACAGGGCCGUUCUCAGAUGCACAGCUACGGCCUCGCAGCGAUGCAGGCAAGUCUCGAUAUGCCCGAGGCUCCUUUCUGUGCACCCCAGGCCGACCACCGCGAUCAUCUCGGCGUCGCGCCGGCCUAUAGGACAACUCCUGCACGAUACACCCCAUACGGCGCCCCGGAAGAGUACCCACACCCAUCUUCUCUGCCGAACGCUGAAUAUUACCCGUGGAAGAUCGACACCCCUGGACAUUGCUGCUCAUGGCCAGCAGAAGCGGCGUACGCAGACCAUCCAAAUCAUUACCCCUACACCGCCGAUGGAUACGAUGAAUGGAAGUCAACGCACUACCCCGGGGAAUCUCACUUUGCGUUUACUGGCUCCGCAUCCGACUAUACACAUAUCACUACGAACUAGCUAGCCUUGGCCAGAAUCUGAGUUCCCUCAUCCACUCGCUUGUAUAUCGUAGGGCACAGACGGACAGCAACGGACAGCUGACGUCGCUUAGUUGCACUAAUUUCUUGAGGCUACUGAGCCAAUACAUACCAUAGCUCACCCUAUUAUCUUAUUUC
Schizophyllum commune H4-8 is the source of this 1893-nucleotide messenger RNA. RefSeq lists its product as uncharacterized. The coding region runs from base 272 to 1738 and encodes 488 amino acids. Lineage: Eukaryota; Fungi; Basidiomycota; Agaricomycetes; Agaricales; Schizophyllaceae. Gene Ontology annotation, molecular function: DNA binding. The record is from RefSeq and is a predicted model, not a curated record. The transcript is spliced from 7 exons.